AUGGCGCUCAUUCCGAGUGAUGGGAAGGUCACCGCUGAAGGGAUUCGGGGACACCUGGCGAAACUUAAUACCUUUCUCAGCGACACUGAAACGAGAAAUGUGGCCCUGCACUGUAACGAUAUCAUUGGAGACCUGGGACAGGAGUGCAUGAUUACAAGGACAGAAAACGAGAUGGUUCUGCAGAUAUCACUACUAUUCUCAAAGGAAGACGGACUGCUUGGAUUUCUCAGAAAGUCUCUGAACAACAAAGAACUCAUCGAUGCCAGAGUUGAGAUCCUCAGUCUUUUGGAAAAAGUCCUCCAGAAAUUGUCCUCAAGUGUUAAAGGUUGGGAGAAGAACUAUGCCGUUGAUAUCAAGGAUACGUGUCUCGUUGUGUAUACCAAGGACAAGGCAGCCAAAUGUAGAGUCCCAGCACUUGAGCUUCUCAUCAAGGUCCUGUACAUUACUAAGGAUUCUGUCAUAGUUCAGGACUUCAAAGUUGGUGAAAUCUUCAACAAGUUUUAUGGCGAGCUCUGUCAGAAGCAUAAACUGCCUGACACAGUACUGGGUAACAUCUAUGAAGUUCUCGGAGUUCUGGGUGAGGUGCAGCCAAGUGAUAUGGUCAAUCAUUCCGAUAAACUGUACAAGGCUUACUUGGGGGAGCUGAAAUCUCAGAUGAUGUCUCAUACAAAGGAACCCAAGCUGCCUCUUGUUGCUGGGUGCCUAAAAGGAAUUACUGCACUUAUGGUCAAUUUCACCAAGUCCAUGGAGGAAGAUCCAGGAACAUCAAAGGAAAUAUUCAAUUAUGCUCUGAAGGCAAUCAGUCCUCAGGAGGAACUGAAGCGCUAUGCCGCCACCUUCGCUGGGCUCAGACUGUUUGCCAAGCAUGCUGCGCAGUUUAGCAGUUGCCUAAUGGAUCACUACAGGACAGUGUUUGAUGUCAUGUCCAAAUUGUGUGGUCACCGGAAUGGCGAGAUGAAGAAGGCCAGCUACUAUGCACUGGAGUCCUUUCUCAAACAGGUUGCUGUUUUGGUAGCAGAGGACGUGGAGCUUCACAAAAGCAAGUUGAAGUUCUUCAUGCAAAAAUUCUGUGACAUCAUCAGGACGAUGGAAUCCACGCACAAGGAGCUCUCCAUCGCUGUCCGAGGAUAUGGACUUUUUGCAGCGCCAUGUAAAGUUGUGUGCCCCCAAGACGUGGACCUGAUGUUUACGGAGCUCAUCCAGCGCUGCAAACAGAUGUAUCUGACCGAGUCGGACACCGAGAACGACAACCUCUAUCAGCUGCCCAGCUUUCUGGACUCCAUUGCCAGCAUCCUCUUCCACCUGGACAGGAUUCCGGAGGUGUACAGGCCGGUGCUGGAGCACCUGUUGGUUGUUCAGAUUGACUGCUUCCCCCAGUACAGUCCCAGAAUGCAGCCCAUCUGCUGCUCCUCUGUCGUCAAGGUGCUGCUUGCCAUAGCGAACAAAGGCCCUGUCCUCUGGAACUUCAUUGCGACUGUGGUGCAUCAGGGCAUGGUUCGGGUCUGCUCUAAACCUGCGCUUCCACCCGAGGCUAGCUCUCAGGCUCACAUAAGAUCUGUUGAGGAAGAAGACUGGUCCCAGUUUCAGUCUGGCAAAAGGAAGGUCCCCUCCUACCGGGACUACCUGGAUCUGUUUGGAGGCCUGCUUGACUGUGACCACUUAAAGCACUCUGGAAUACUUGACGGGGCUUUUGAAACGCAGGUUGCUGCACUGAAGAGUCUGAACCAUCUGCUAUAUGAUGAAAUGAUUAAAUCGGUUCUUAAAAUUAUUGAGAAGCUUGACCUCUCUGUGCAUAAACUGACCCCUGAGGAGGAGGAGAAAGGGGAUGAUGCCAAAGCCAUCCAGAUGACGUCCACUGACCCGAUGGUGGACAUCCUACCAAACAAGCCCAAGGACUUCACUGCCUUCAUCAACCUGGUGGAGUUGAGCAGUGAGCUGCUUUUGCGUAAACGCGUGGAGUACUUUGAGCAGUGGGUUUACCCUCUGAGUCACACGCUCAUCCUGCAGUCCACACGAUUUCCCCUGGUCAGCGGCUUCUACAAGAUGCUCUCUGUCACCAUGAAAAUAGCCAAGAAAAUAAACUACUUCAAGCAUGUAAACACCAAAAGCUUUGAGUCCGCACCUCAAGACCCAGAGAAGUCUGCUUGCUUUGCACUCUUUGCGAAGUUUGGAAAGGAGGUGUCGGUACGGCUGAAACGCAAUAAAGAUGAGCUGCUGGCAUCUUGUUUAACCUUGGUCCUCUCCCUACACCAUGACAUCAUUGCUCUCGACAUCACUACAUAUAUACCUGCCCUCAAGGCAGCGUUCAGGCUGGGUCUGAGCCACCCUCCCCUGGCCAUCGCGGCCCUGGAUGCCCUGGAGGAAUGGUCCUCCGGCCUGCCCCGGGACCUCAUGCAGCCCUAUUACAGAGAGGUCCUGCCCUGCCUGGACAGCUACCUCAAAACUGCCACUGCAAAUGACGAGAAUGAAAAUAAGAACUGGGACAUGUCGAGUGUGUCCUCUGGGAGAGAAAAGGGGUACAGUAAACUCCUGAUGAGACUGCUGAAGAAAUCUAAACGCCUGGCGCCGGAGGAAGACUCCCCCAGUGUGCUGGUCAGGCGUAGGGUGGUGCAGCUCCUGGGGCACUUGGGUGGACAGAUGAACAGGAGUCUGGUGACAGCUACAUCAUCUGAGGAAAUGAUGAAGAAGUGUGUUACUUGGGACUCUGAAAAGACUCUCAGCUUUGCGGUGCCGUUUGCUGACAUUAAGCCGAUAAUCUACCUGGACACUUUUUUGCCACAAAUAACAGAACUGGCCUUAUCCACAAGCAACAGGCAAACAAAGGUGGCUGCCUGUGAGUUGCUCCACAGCCUGGUGGUGUACAUGCUGGGUAAGGCCUCUCAGAUCCCAGAGGGGGGGAAGUCAACGCCUCCCAUGCACAACCUGUACAAGCGUGUGUUCCCAGUGCUGCUUCGCCUGGCGUGCGAUGUAGAUCAGGUAACAAGGCAGCUGUAUCAGCCCUUGGUGAUGCAGAUCAUUCACUGGUUCACCAACAACAAAAAGUUUGAAAGCGAGGACACAGUAUUGCUACUGGAAGCCAUUCUGGACGGCGUGGUUGACCCACUCGACAGUACCCUCAGGGAGCUUUGUGGCCUUUGCAUUCAGGAGUUCCUCAAAUGGUCUAUUAAGCAGACCACGCCCAAGCAGCAGGAGAAGAGCCCUGCUAACAUUAAAUCUCUGUUCAAACGCAUCUACAGCCUUGCCCUGCACCCCAAUGUCUUCAAGAGAAUGGGGGCCGCACUGGCGUUUAACAGCAUCUACAAGCAGUUCAGGGAGGAGAAUGCACUGGUGGAUCAAUUUGUCUUUGAGGUUCUGGGAAUAUUCGUGGAAAGCUUGUCUCUGGCACACACAGAUGAAAAGUCUUUAGGGACACUGCAGCAGUGUGGGGAAGCCAUUGACCACCUGAAGAGAAUCAUCAAACACAAGGCUGCUUCUCUCAACCAGGCUGCCAAGAGACGCACUCCCAGGGGUUUCCCUCCACUCCAAACGGUGUCUUUGUCAGAUGUUGUAAAAUGGAUCUUGCUGCAAUGUGGACGUCCUCAAACUGAGUGCAGACACAAGUGCAUGGAACUGUUCUAUGAAUUUGUGCCCUUAUUGCCAGGAAAUAAAAACCCAACAUUAUGGCUUGAGGAUCUCUUGAAGCAAGAGGGUGAGGACUUCCUAAUCGGUAUUUUUGAGGGUGGGGGGUCCCCCGGCUUGUGUGGACUGCAGGCCCAAGCCACCAUUCGAGACCUUGAGGGGCCCUUCAGCCUAAGGGCCACACUGCAGUGGAUGGACAUGUUGCUAGCGGCUCUGGACAGCUACAAUACAUUCAUUGGGCUCCACCUCAUCAAGCCCCAGGAGAUGCUGGGUUUGAAGAAGUCAAGCUUUUUGAAGGCUGUUCAGUUCUUUAUAACGGAACUGGCUAUGCAAGACCUUUCGGCAGCUGAGAACUGCUUCUCUGUGGGACAGAAAACUGCCCUCUUCAGCCCCAAAGAAAGGGAAGAUUACAACUACAGCAAAGGCACCAUCAUUGUACGCCUCAUGGAGUUUGUCACAAUGGUGUUGCUUAAGGGUCAGCAGAACCUCUGGAAGCUUCUUGCAGAGAUCAUAAACUCUGCAUUUGUGGAGCUUGUGGCUGCGAUUGUUUGCGAGCCUUCAUCCAUCGGGUUCAACAUGGCAAAUAUGGAGGUAAUGACCAACUUGCCUGAGGUCUGUGUGCCUCUCCUUAAGGCCCUGUUGACGUCACCUUUCAAAGAGAAUUUGGAGAGCAGCAUCAGGAAGAGAAUGUCUCUCAAAAGGGUGGAAGAGUUGUUUGAUCUGGAUCUGUUUGACCCCGAGGCCCGCGCUGGUCAUGAACAGCUUCGGCUGAUUCUGUCUGCCUGCAAGCAGCUGCAUCGAGCUGGACUCCUGUCCUCCAUUCUGUGUAGUGAGGGCUCCAGUCUUGACAAGGUGCUGGGAUCCAGGCUUCUGUCAGGAGUGUAUAAGGGGAUUGGCCCCAGCGAAGAGAGGAAGGCUCUCCCUACCAUGGAUGUGAACAGCAGGAAUUUGGCAAAUGGGCUGCUCCAGCUGGCAUUCUCAUUAGGAGGACAGGGCGAGCAAGUCGUGCACUUGUUGCUGAAUACCACCAUGCUCUCGGUACCUCUGCCAGAGAGUUCCACUCGGAACUACACCAGCUUUGCCCACGGAGAGUACUUCUACAGUCUCUUUCAGACCACUGUCAAUUCUGAGCUGCUGAAGAACCUGGAUGUCACCAUGCCACUGCUUAUGAAGAUGACCACCAUCAACUCCAGCAUGGUCAGCGUCCUCUUGAAUGGAAUGCUGGAUCAAAGUUUUCCGGAGCGGUCACAGCCAAAGAGCCAGGGAAGCAGGCUGGUGGGGCAGAUACUGAAAAGCUGGGACUUCCUGCGUCCGUGGUGGACUGGUGCUGGUUCCUCCCCGGAAAGCAAGAUGGCCACCCUAACUCUGCUGUCUAAAAUGCUGCAGAUAGACUCCACCAUCUGCUCAAACCCCAGCCAUGAGGCUUUUAAUGUGGUUUUCUCCACAUACACCAGCCUUGUUACUGACACUGUCCUGCCAUUGAACCUCAAGACCCAAACGUUGUUGGUCCUUCCGUUUUUUACCUCUUUGCCGGAGGGACCGCUGGCAGAGCUGCAGAAGGCUCUGGAGCUGCUUGUUGCGUCCCACUUCCCCAUGCAGUCCGACGAGUUUCCCAGGGGCUCCCUGGAGUUCAACAACUAUGCUGACUGCAUCAAGAAAUUUCUUGAGGCCCUGGAGUUCUCCCAGAGUCCUGUGCUGCUGAAAAUCCUGGCGGAAGUGCUGUGCCGUGACGAGAGACACAUUCUGGAGGAGCUGUUCCAGACUGCGUUUCACAAAAUUGCAAAACGGUCGAACUGUGAACGACAGGUGUUGCUGCUCGACACAAUCUACAGGACAUUCCACGGGGAAGGGCCUUCUUCCAACACCAAAUGUGAUGCUGUGGUGGAUCGGAUACUGCUUCCCCUAAUACUACACUGCAGCCUUGACGCCCUCCGCAAGUUCUUCACCUCUCAUGUUGCAGAACUCAUGACAACUCUACAGGCCAGGUUCAUGAAGUCAAUUGAAGUUGCGUUUGAGGCCCAAAUAAAUAAGAAAAAAGGCUGCUACAAGCUACUGGAAGUGCUAUACUCACGCCUUCCCAAAGUGGACGUCUAUUCUAAGGAUUCGGAGAUCAACCAGGCUUUCUCUGGAACAAGCACAGUGGAGGGAAAUGAGCUGUCCAAAACCCUGAUCAAGUCCUGCUUUGAGGCUUUCACAGAGAACAUGACUGGUGAGACCCAGCUUCUGGAGAAGAGGAGACAGUAUCACUGUGCUGCCUACAACUGUGCAAUCGCUGCCAUCAGCUGCAGCUUCAGUGAGGCCAAGUUCUACCAAGGGUUCCUCUUUUCCGAGAAGCCAGAGAAAAAUCAGUUUAUAUUGGAGAAUAUCAUUGACAUGCAGAAGACGUACAGAUUCCCCAUAGAAGUUGAGGUUCCUCUCGAGAGGAAGAACAAAUUUGUGACAAUUCGGAAAGAGGCCAGUGCAGAGAAUGAAGAAGAACCUCACUACCUGCCCACACAGUCCUUCAUGGCUGGUAGCAGCCUGAGUGAGGAGAUGAGUCAGUUCGACUUCUCCACGGGUGUCCAGAGCUUCUCUUACACUUCUGACGUCACUGGCCGCCAGACAGCCGGCAGCAGCAGGGGACGGACAGAGGCAGCCCCUCAGGAUGAGACGAUAGAGCUGGAGAUGGACGAGCUGAACCAACACGAGUGCAUGGCCACCAUGAUCAUCCUAGUCAGACACAUGCAGAGGAUCACGCCCAGUGUGGAGCAGGGUGCAGAACCAAGUGAACUUCCGCCGUGGAUGAAGUUUUUUCAAGGAAAAUUAGAAAAUUCUUCCACGCGGUUGAAUGUCCGUCUCUUCAUUGCGAAACUGAUCAUUAACACUGAGGAGGUUUUCCGUCCGUAUGCCAGAUUCUGGCUGGGGCCUCUGUUGCAGUUGGUGAUUUCUGAAGAGAAAGGAGGUGCUGGAAUCCACUCCAUGGUGGUUGACAUUGUUGUCACCGUCCUGUCCUGGACCAGUCUGGCCACCCCAAAGGGUAACACAAAAGAUGAGGUCCUUGCGAAUCGGUUGCUGCUGUUCCUCAUGAAGCACUGUUUUCACAGUAAGAGAGCUGUCUUCAGGCACAACCUGGAGAUCAUAAAGACCGUGGUGGAGUGCUGGAAAGCCUGCCUUGUGGUGCCUUACGGUCAGAUAUAUGAGCAGUUUUCUGCGACAGACCCCAGCAGUAAGGACAACUCUGUGGGGCUUCAGCUCCUGGGGAUAGUGCUGGCCAAUAAUCUCCCUCCUUAUGACCCCAGAUGUGGGGUAGAGUAUCAAAGGUACGUCCAGUCUUUGACAAGCAAUCUUACCUUUGCGUCCAUGGAAAUCUACACCCCAGCGUCAGAAAUAAUUGGCCUGAGCAUGCAGUUUAUGGCAGAGAAAGAGAAGCAAUCCGAGGGACCCCUUUUCGACCUCACUGCUAAUAAGCUGAAGGAGCUUAAGAAAAUGAAUAAAGACGACCGAUUCAUUCUUUGCUUGAGUAAGGUGUCCAGGCACUACCCCCCCUUCGUGGAUGGGUUUUUGAGCCAAGUGUUUUACCUGUUGCCAAAGAUGCACGGCCUGCUGAAGACACACUGUCUUGAGUGUGUACUUAGCCGGGCGGAUAAUAUCCCAGAUGUCUACUUCGAGCUAAAAACUAAGGACUUCAGCCGAGUCAUGGGCCACAGGGAUGUGGCCAGACAGGUUGUCUGUCUAAGUAUUGUCCACAAGAUUCUGCCAAACCUGAAGCCAGAGGAAGUUCAAGAGAUCCUUGGUGUGGUGACUUCCUUUGUUAGCCACCCCUCUCCUGUGUGCAGAGAGCACAUGUAUGACAUUCUCAUGUGGAUUCAUGACAACUACAGUGACAAGGAGAGUCAGUCUGACAACGUCUCAGUGGAUGUCUACAGUAGAGCAAAAGACACUCUGCUACAGGGACUUCUGGAUGAAAACCAAGGCCUUCAGCUGUACGUGCACAACUUCUGGAGCCAUGAGAAGCGUCUUCCCACGAGCACGCCGGAGCGCAUGCUCGCCCUGCUGCACUCGAUGUACUCUACCGGGACCGAGGCCCGCUUCCUCAGCCUGGCCACCAACCUGCUGCUGGAGCUCACCAGCCGCAGCCCCGACUACAGCCGGCCGCUGUUCGAGUACCCGCUCUCCGAGUGCAAGUUCCAGGAGUAUGUGAUCGACUCCAGCUGGCGUCACAGAAGCACAGUCCUCACUCCCAUGUUUGCGGAGACCCUGGCCAGUCAGGCUGGACCCCAGUCCCAGUCCUCGUCCCAGGACCGCAGCUGGGUCCCAGGAGGCCAGCUCCGUGCCACCCAGGCUACCCUGGAGUUCACCCCGACUCAGACCACAGGCAGGCGGAAGGCCUUCAACUGGCUCACCGGCAGCAGUGUGACCACCGUGGCAGAGUACACCCCACCCUCCUCUGGUUCCUUAAUGGUUUUUGGGAAGACCGAACGACAGCAAGUCUCCAGGAAGGCCUUGGGGGCCGAUUUUGGCUUGAAGCAGCUCAGCACCCCUACGGACACUGUGGACAGUAUGACCAAUGCUGCGAUGGAGAAGCGGGCUCACAUCCUGAGGCUGAAAAGAAAGUUCUUGAAGGACCCUGAGAAAACCAGCUUGAGCUUUGCAAAGAAGGAGAUCAUUAAACAGAAGGAAGAGAAGGAGAAGGCCGCGGAUCAGAAAGUGCGGCGGGAUGCCCAGGUGACCCUGUACCGGCGGUACAGGGUGGGAGAGCUGCCCGAUAUCCAGAUUCAGCACAGCAGCCUCAUCGCCCCCUUACAGGCCCUGGCACAGAGAGACUCCACUCUGGCGAAGCAGCUGUUCAGCUCUCUGUUUGCUGGGAUCCUGGUAGAAAUGGAAGGGGAAAGGAGGAGAGUCACAGAACAGCUUCUGGAGGACAUCAACAACUUCCUCAGCAAAAGCACAAUAUACUUCCCUCCCUUCGUGUCCUGUAUUCAGGAAAUGUGCUACCAGCACAAGGAGCUACUGAAGGUGCACCCGUCGGGCGUGAGCUCCAGCUGCCUGUCCAGCCUCCAGCAGCCCAUGGGUGUGCUGCUGCUGGAGGAGGCCCUGGGACAGGACUGGGGCCCCGCACAGCCCGCAGCCAAGCGCUCGCGCACCCAAAAACAGGUGUCCCCCGACACCGAGCGCUGGAUCCACCUGGCCAAACUGUACAGGUCUUUGGGAGACUACGAUGUUGUGCGCGGGAUCUUCAGUGGCAAGAUUGGGACCAAGCCCAUCACCAACAGAGCACUUCAGGCAGAAGCGAAGAGCGACUAUGCGGAAGCAGUUAAACUCUAUAAUGAGGCUUUGAACACUGAGGAGUGGAUGGACGGAGAACCCACUGACACCGAGAAGGACUUCUGGGAGAUCGCCGCCCUAGAGUCCUACUCACAUCUGACUGAGUGGUCUGCUCUUCAAUACUGCUGCACCGUCAACUUCGAAGACCGCUCACCCACCGGGCUGCAGAAGAUCUGGACCGAUCCCUUCUACCAGGAAGCCUAUCUGCCCUACCUGAUGCGCAGCAUGGUGAAGCAGCUGCAGCUGGGACAGCAGGACCAGGCUCUGCUCACCUUUGUCGACAACGCCAUGACGGUGGAGGAGAGGAAGAGCAUCAUGGAGACCUGCUACAGCCAUGAGCUCAGCCUGCUGUACAUCCUGCAGGGAGACUACCACCGGGCCCAGUACUACGCCAACAACAGCGUUCAGGUCUUCAUGCAGAACUACGCCAGCAUCGAUUCUCUCCUGAAUGAAAGCCGCAUGACCAAACUGCAGUCGGUGCAGGCUCUGACAGAGACUCAGGAGUUCCUUAACUUUGUCAAAAGAGAUGUAACACUGAAUUCCCUCAAGAAACUGGUUACACUUUGGACAGAUCGGUAUCCUGAUGCAAAAAUGGAUCCAAUGAAUGUGUGGGAUGACAUCAUUACAACUCGGUGCUUCUUCCUGGACAAGAUUGCUGAGAAACUCACCACCUCAGCCUCUGGUGACACCAUGGAGGUGGAUGGUGAUGGAGCCAGUGAAGUGAAUGUACCACCUGAUCACCCAGACCAUCUCACUAUGAUGAUAAAGGACUGCAAGUUCAGCAUGAAGCUUAAAAUGGCUGACAGUGCAUGGAUGCAGAAUAACUUUUCAGUGGCGACCAAGUUGCUGAAAGAGAUCCACAGGGAGGCGAAGAUGCAGCCCAGCUGGCUGUUGACCUGGGUCCACAGCUUCACACGCUACAGUCACAAACGCUGUCAGAGCCAAGCCAAAGCAGAUCAAAUCCUGACUGUCCUCAAGACCGUCCCACUGCUCGAUGAAGCACAGAUGAAGUACACAGAUGCAACAGCAAAGUCUUUCCAGGAGCAUCACAUCUUACUAGGAACUACUUACUCCAUCCUGGCUUCGGCUCUGAGUCGGGACUCCACCCUUCUGCAGGCUGUCGGGAGUGAGAAGGCGGAGAGGCUACUGCAGCUGUCUAGAACAUCUUCACCUCCCAACCCUCAGCAGGUGGUGGUGGGACUGCAGCGGCGGGCUCUGGAGCUCCUGCGCGGUGCGGUGAAGGCGGCCGAGGGGAAGCCACAGUCCUGCCCGGGGGGGGCUGUUGACACCCCCAACACUGUAGAGGCCUACCUGGCUCUGGCCAAUUUCUGUGACAAAAAACUGCGUGACGAGGAGCAGAACAUUCAAGCUUCAGAAUUCCCAGAGCUCACCACAUUCCCUGUCAUUGUGGUGGAGAUGCUGUUGAAAGCCCUGAAGAUGAACUCGGAAGAGGCUCGGCUAAAAUUCCCACGGCUCCUACAGAUAAUUGAGCUGUAUCCUGGCGAUGCCCUGAAUCUCAUGGCCAAAGAGGUCUUGUCUGUGCCGUGCUGGAUGCUGAUUGGUUGGAUCAAUCAGAUGAUUGCGCUGCUGGACAAACAGGAGGCGAUUGCGGUGCAGCAGAUUAUCCAGGAGAUCGCUGAGCUGUAUCCACAGGCACUCAUCUACCCCUACAUGAUCAGCAGUGAGACCUUUGACUUCCCACUCUCUGCCACCGGGCAUGCAAACAAGGAGUUUGUCACCAGGCUGAAAUAUCUGCUGGAUAAAGGGGGGGUUCAUAAAGACUUCAUUGAUGCCUUGCAGCAGCUCACAAACCCUGAAAUGCUUUUCAGGGACUGGUGGGACACUAUGAAGAAUGAGUUGGAGAAACCAGGCACAGACAAGAAGACAAUCAGGGCAAUGUAUGGGGAAAUGCACUCUAUUCUGGGAAAUCAGAAAGCAGAGGGUUUUGGGUCUUUCCGCAAGAGGUUCAUACAGAAAUUUGCCAAAGAGAUCGAGAAAUUGUUGGGAGAGGGUGGCUCAAAGCUAUUUGAGAAGAGGAAGGACAAUAACUAUCUGAAGUCAGUGGAGGCUCUGGGAUCUUCCAUGCGUGUAUUCCAGAAGGAGCCAGGGAACCUGAAGGAGUAUUCCCCCUGGAUGAGCAGUUUCAGAGCGGAUAUCCUGAAGAAUGAGCUGGAGAUCCCAGGACAAUAUGAUGGCAGAUCCAAGCCUUUGCCAGAGUAUCAUGCCAAGAUUGUUGGAUUUGAUGAGAGGGUAAAGGUUAUGACCUCCAUCCGGAAGCCCAAGAGGCUGAUCAUUCGGGGAGAUGAUGAGAGGGAGCACCCCUUUCUGGUGAAAGGUGGGGAGGACCUGCGGCAGGAUCAGCGCAUCGAGCAGCUCUUCGGCAUCAUGAACACCAUCCUGUCCCAGGACUCCAGCUGCUCUCAGAGAAACCUGCUGCUCCACACCUACCAGGUGGUUCCCAUGACGUCCAGGAUUGGCCUGAUUGAGUGGAUAGGAAACACCUGCACACUGAAGGACUUCCUGAACAGCAGCAGGACUGAGGAGGAGAAAAAUUCAUCAAGACCGAUGGAAGCUUACGAAAGUUGGCUCAGCAAAAUGGCAGGGAGAGUUGAUGGAAUUGCUCGAUAUGGUGAAGUGUACAGGAAAGUAAAUCGCAAUGAGACGGUCACCAAUUUUAGGAAUAUUGAGCGCCUUGUCCCAGAGGAUCUUCUGAGGAGAGCGUUCCUGAAGAUGAGCAGGACGCCCGAGGCCUUCCUCUUUCUGCGGUCCCACUUCUCCAGCUCCCACGCCCUCAUAUGCAUCAGCCAGUGGGUCCUGGGCAUCGGGGACCGCCACCUGUCCAACUUCAUGGUCAACCUGGAGACCGGAGGUGCUGUCGGCAUCGACUUUGGCCACGCCUUCGGCUCUGCCACGCAGUUUCUGCCUGUUCCUGAGUUGAUGCCAUUCCGCCUGACGCGGCAGUUCCUUAACCUAAUGCAGCCUAUGAGAGAGUCUGGUCUGAUACAGAGCGUCAUGGUACAUUCACUCAGGGCCUUCAGAGCUGAUCCAGACCUGCUCCUCAACACAAUGGACAUCUUUGUCAAGGAGCCUUCUUUGGACUGGAAGAACUUUGAGCUGAAGCAGCUGAAGAAGGGGGGUACAUGGGUGCAGACUGUAAACACCAAAGAAAUCAACUGGUACCCAGUUCAGAAGGUCAACUUUGCCCGAAGGAAACUGGAAGGAGCUAAUCCAGCUGUUAUCACCAGCGAGGAGCUGAGGCUGGGCUUCGAGAAAGCGGCCCCUUUCAAAGGCAUGCUGGCGGUAGCGCUGGGGCAGGAGGAGCACAACGUGCGCGCGCGGGAGAGUGCAGACGGCCUGUCUGUGGAGGCCCAGGUGGACUGCCUGCUGGACCAGGCCACCGACCCCAACAUCCUUGGCCGAGUGUGGUUCGGCUGGGAGGCCUGGAUAUGAACAUCACCUCCUACACACCUGCCGUGUCACACAUUCCUUUCCUACUAAAACAAAUACCAUUACCAGAGUCAUCAAAAAUCGUAUUGGAUAGAGUAGGUACUGACAACUGAGUUUUCGCAUGGUUUUUUUUAUACAAAUUGUAUGCUGAGUGAAUGCACAUUUAAUAUGGUUCCUGGAAAAAUAAAUGUUGAUUCCACCAAUAA
Messenger RNA from Conger conger (European conger), 12575 nucleotides. RefSeq names its product protein kinase, DNA-activated, catalytic subunit (gene prkdc). The record is from RefSeq and is a predicted model, not a curated record. Bases 1 to 12372 code for a protein of 4123 amino acids. NCBI's taxonomy places the organism in Eukaryota, Metazoa, Chordata, Actinopteri, Anguilliformes, Congridae. Gene Ontology annotation, cellular component: nucleus. Gene Ontology annotation, biological process: intrinsic apoptotic signaling pathway in response to DNA damage; immunoglobulin V(D)J recombination; telomere maintenance. Gene Ontology annotation, molecular function: protein binding; DNA-dependent protein kinase activity. The transcript is spliced from 86 exons.